Molecule: messenger RNA, 1410 nt
Organism: Fonsecaea nubica
Lineage: Eukaryota; Fungi; Ascomycota; Eurotiomycetes; Chaetothyriales; Herpotrichiellaceae
Exons: 2
Coding region: 1-1410 (469 amino acids)
Source: RefSeq, a predicted model, not a curated record
AUGUCGGCAUGUGACUUUGUCCCGCUGGCACAAUACGAUUGGAGUCUACACCCGGCCCUCGAGCCGGUGGCCAUCCCAUGGAACCCAACCGCAUACUGUCUGGUGGCCGGGUUCUGUGCUGUGUCGCUCUGGAUGACGGUCGAGUUGACGUUGCAGGUGUUUUUCACCUUCCGGCGGCACAAGGGUCUCUACUUCUGGUCCCUCCUGGUCUGCACAUGGGGCGUGGCGCUGCACGUCCUGGGCGUCAUCCUCAAGCUCUUCAACGAGAGCAACUGGAUCAUCUCGAGCAUCAUCUUCAAGAUCGGCUGGGUCGGCAACGUCACCGGCUUCUCCCUCGUGCUGUACUCGCGGCUCAAUCUCGUGGUGCACGACCGGCGCAUUCGCCGCGCCGUCCUCGCCAUGAUCGUCACCGACGCCAUCGUCCUGCACACGCCCAUCAUCAUCUUUGACUUUGGCAUCUCCUCCCCCCACCCCGGUAUCUGGUACACGCCCAUGAAGGUCAUGGAGCGGAUCCAGGUGGUGUGGUUCAGCGUCCAGGAGACCAUCAUCUCGCUCAUGUACAUCUGGUGCACGCGCAACUUUCUCAAGGACAUCUACUCGCGCCAGACCCACCGCGUCAUGCAACUGCUCAUCACCGCCCAGGUCGUGGCCAUCGUCUUCGACAUUGUCCUCAUCACGGUCGACUGCAACGACAUGUUCACCCUCAAGGUGGUCAUCCACCCGUUCUGCUACGCCGUCAAGUUGAAGCUCGAGUUCAUCGUGCUGAACCAGCUCCUCGCCCUGAUCAAGCAUGGCAUCGCGCCGAGCAGCUUUCCCGCCCCGGACGAAGAGUCCCCCGACGCCAGUGGGCUGACGCCGCCGCGAUCCGGCGCGGUCAAGCAUGGUUCCUUUGUGAGCACCGAGAUCACCGCCACGGACGCGCGGGACAAUGCGGGCGUGGAUGCUUCGCGCAAAGAGUCCGUGCUUCUGCCCUCUGGCGGGCUCGGGAGAGACAUGGAGUACUACAGGAGGAGGGACGACGGCAACAACAAGAGCCAGAAUAUCGAUUCUGGCAUUACGGGAGGAGAUGCCCGUAACAACAAGAACGAGUCGUCGACAAUCGUAAAAGGUCAGACACUGCCUAGUCCAGACCCUGACCCGGACGCGAUCGAGCCACUUCCUCUUCCGCUCCCAGGUCCAGCUUCAGCGUCAGCUUCAGCUUCUCCUCAUCCGCCACCACCACCACCCCCUCCUCCCACAGCUCCUGUACCAAGAAUACCCGAGACACGGCCCUUUGAACCACAACCGCCCGCCCGGUCCCUCUCGGACCCGACACCUCUAAGCCCCACGCAGCAGCAGCAGCGUGAACAAGACUCGGAGGCGAUCGUGGCGCAGAUCGAGAGGCAUUACCUGGGGAACUGGAAUGGGUGA